Messenger RNA from Aspergillus calidoustus, 2303 nucleotides. The record is from the annotation of a GenBank genome assembly. Lineage: Eukaryota; Fungi; Ascomycota; Eurotiomycetes; Eurotiales; Aspergillaceae.
AAGGACAUUUGACCCUUCUCAGGGACAUUGAUUUCUUCAUGAUUGACUUCUUCCCAUCAAAUGCCACGAUUUUCAUUCCCACUUGGUGCGGUAUGCACUCUUCUUUUAGUGCAAGUCGCUCUUGGUGCCCUACGGACGUUCAACUUCACCGUUCAUACCGCCCAGCGCAGACCAGAUGGCUACUCCCGUGAAGUGUACUUGAUCAAUGGAAAGCAGCCCGGUCCACUGAUUGAAGUUGACGAAGGGGAUGAUGUGGAGGUGUUUGUUCGAAAUGAGUUGCCAGUUAGCACUACAAUCCAUUGGCAUGGGAUCCUUCAGCGUGGAACACCGGACAUGGACGGGGUCCCAGGAGUAACGCAGUACCAAAUCCCUCCCGGCGGAAACUUUACAUACCGAUUUUCUUUGAAGGACGAAUACGGGUUUUACUGGUAUCAUUCUCAUUUCCGUGCAUACUAUAACGAUGCUAUACGAGGGGCCCUCAUGAUCCGGCCCGCACCAUCUCGUCGUCGGCCCUUUGAAGACUUGGCUACAAGCAGGGCGGAGCGUGAACAGCUGCUGCAGGCGGAAACGGAUGCGGUACCUAUCCUCCUGAACGACUGGACGCACGAGCUAUCGGACACGAUCUUUAGCCGCUACCUUGAAACAGGCGCCUUCCCCAACUGUGUGGACAGUAUUCUAGCCAAUGGCCUGGGUAGGGUAGAAUGCCUGCCAAAGUAUAUGCUCGAUGCAGGGCCGGGCUUAGGCAUCACGGACGAAGCCAAUGCCACACACCACAACCCUAGUGCGACAAUGACCACUACGGAAAUGGAAAUGCCAUCGAUGGCGAGAAGAAUGGAGCAUCCCACCGAUGAUAACUCCCACGACCAGAUGAUGUCCAUGCCUCUGGUGAGCACGGCAAAUCCGUCAGAGUCCACCAUGUCCACAACAGGUGGGAUGGCUAUGCCCAGCUCGGGUACCAUGGGCGAGUCCCACGCCAUGGACGAAUCAAUGGGGUUGAGCCCUCGGGGCUGCAUGCCACCCAUGAUGUUCAAGCCGGGAUUCAAUAUCACCUCGCUGCCAGCAGAGACAUGUGUGAACACAACAUCCCAACAGCUGGUUGUCAACGCCAAUGCGUCUCAGGGAUGGCUCGCCCUCAACCUCGUGAAUUCCGGAGCCGUUAGCAACCUCAAGGUCUCCCUUGACAGCCACUCAAUGUAUGUCUAUGCUGCAGAUGGACUCUAUGUGAACUUGCAGGAAGUCAAGGUCCUUGAAAUUGCUCUUGGCCAACGAUAUUCUGUGAUGAUAAGGCUUGACCAGCCUCCUGACAACUACUACCUUCGAUUCGCCACUUUUCCAAACGGUGAUAUGCAACAGGUUUUGGAGGGCCAGGCAAUAGUGUCCUAUAAUACCGCCAGAAACGACACACAGGACGUCUCGGUUGAUCCGAUGUCUGUCUGGAUGUUGACAAACGGUUCCGCCACGCGAGGUGCCAACGAACUGGUAGAAUCACACCUGGCACCGUUCGAGGGUAAUAGGCCUCCCGUUACAGCUGCCGAUACCACGCGAAUCUUUAAUAUCAAUCAGACCGACAUUGUCACCUGGGUUGUGGACCGGUAUCCGUAUGCUGAACCAUCGAUUCCAAUCAUCUACGGUAACAUGUCUGAUGGAUGGAAUUCAAACACCACCCUCCACUUCCCGGCGAACUCGACUGUUGAUAUCGUGAUGAAUAUCGCAAAUGACUCGUUGGAUACGAUGGGCCAUCCAAUGCACCUUCAUGGCCAUAAGUUUUGGGUUCUGGGUUCCGGCAGUGGCUCAUUCCCUUACCAGUCGGUAGCAGAAGCGCCGUCGUCCCUGAUCAACCUCGACGACCCACCGUACAGGGAUACCGCGAAUUUACCAUCAGCAGGAUGGCUCGCGAUUCGCUAUAUCACUGAUAACCCGGGCGCAUGGAUACUUCAUUGCCAUAUCCAGUGGCACAUUGUGUCUGGAAUGGCCCUGGUCUUAGUCGAGGGCGAAGAUCAGCUCGGCGCUUUGAUUCGGCAAGGUAAUGGCUCGAUCCCGGAUUCUACUACGCCAAUCACAUCCAGUACCGCACCGUCGUAUACUUUCAAUUCUUCUGGUCCUUGGAUUGCUUUUGGUAUUAUGCUGAAUGCGCUGGUCGCGUUUUCGUAGUGAGCCACUGUUUGCACCUCGCCUGUGUUUAUCUUUUCUUGGCUAGACCUGCUUUUAUCCCUGUAGCAUAUAUGUCGAGUAUUCACUACUGGCAGCGCAUGUUUACUACAGGUACAUUAAAUAGGCGAUGUAUAGUAGAGACGUACGCCUUG